Molecule: messenger RNA, 1089 nt
Organism: Parnassius apollo (apollo)
Lineage: Eukaryota; Metazoa; Arthropoda; Insecta; Lepidoptera; Papilionidae
Source: the annotation of a GenBank genome assembly
AUGGUGCAGCUUGUACUUACGGUUCCGCACACAUUGACUGGACAUAGUGGUAAAGUAAUGGCGGCUAAAUUUCUAGAAGAACCUACCAAAGUCAUCACUGGCAGUCACGACCGAACCCUUAAAAUUUGGGAUCUCAGAAGUAGAAUGUGUACAGAAACAAAGUUUGCUGGUUCGUCAUGCAACGACCUCGUGACAUCAGAUGGCGCUGGCUCCACCAUUAUUUCGGGGCACUUCGAUAAACGGAUCAGAUUUUGGGACAUUCGCACUGAAAUGUCGGCCAACCAUAUCAUGCUGCAAGGCAAGGUCACUUCACUCGAUCUAAGUAGAGAUAGCAAUUAUUUACUGGCGUGUGUGAGAGACGACACUAUACAAUUAAUAGACUUGCGGAUGAAUACGAUUGUUCGAUCGUUCAGCCACGAGUCGUUCAAAGUGGGUUGUGACUGGUCGAGAGCGGCUUUCGGUCCGGCGGGGCGGCUGCUCGCUGUUGGCGCUGCUGAUGGAUCAGUAUACGUUUGGAACACGCAUACAGGACGACUCGAGGCGAUACUAAAAGACCACUCACCGAGUUCGGUAUAUCUUGCGCUCAAAUAUGAAUUUGAUGUCACCGAACUCGAACGGCUACGAAGUGAGGCUGUUCCUUCAUCGGAUGAAAAUGCUACGACUGAGGAUGCGGCGCCACAACUUGCAGAGCAACCGGCAAACGUGGAUACCGCCGUGAAUACCCCAGUUUGGGUUGAUUCAAACGAUGAUGGAACAGUCGCCCAGGAACUGGAACUGGAGCAAAUGAGGAGUACAUUGGAUGAGGCGAUUUUGGAAACGCGCAGUACGCCUCUCGAAAAUCGACCGCGACUUCCCCGCAUAGCCCUAAGCAAGCGGAAUCGGGUUAUCGUGAGGGCUCUGAACCCAAUGCUGAUGACCUAUUUGGAAGCCAGCCGGGACCUUUGCGAGACGGACUCAAUUCUCUUUGGCGCUGCACUGGCAGACUUUCCACGGCUGGACGCACUACUGGACAAAGUAGUGGUAUCCCAGCCUGGAGAACAAGAAUUGAAAAACGUAUCGCAAGGGUUAGGGCCCUCAUCGGUAGACUGA